This is a messenger RNA of Bactrocera oleae (olive fruit fly), 3262 nucleotides long. It is a transcript of the gene bocks, whose product is annotated as bocksbeutel. Lineage: Eukaryota; Metazoa; Arthropoda; Insecta; Diptera; Tephritidae. The record is from RefSeq and is a predicted model, not a curated record.
AAAAAUUUUCCAAUGGUGUUAGCAAAUUUUCCUAUGGUGUUUUGCUGUGUCUAUUGGAAAGUAAAAUUAUAUUAUUGAAGUUCAAAACAAACGCAAUUGCAUCGUUUGGGUGUUUGGAUUUAGAUUAUUAAAUAUAUUGUAACGAACACGGAUGAAAGAAUAAAAUCGAACAGACGAUAAAUUGCCAGAAGCAACUAUACAACAAAUUCGUAGUUGCCAGAAUGUUCUAGAGACGAAGUUUUGUUAAAGUUCUACUGUAUAAGGGCUGCCGGAUUGUGUAGCUAACACAGUUCUAGUUAGAGUGUUGUCGUGUUAAGAGCAAUUGAUACAUAAGCAAGAAGUGGUAAGCUCGAAUAACGAGCAAUAAUUGAAUUGGAAUUUUUCUUUAACAUUCCAGUGAUCGUACUCAAGAGUGAGUUACAAGGUAGACGAUUUAUCGAGAAAUCCGUUAUCUCGAAAUAUCUUAAUAUGUGUGUAAAUAAUUUUGAUAAAAACGGUAACACUUGUUUAAUCUUUUAAAAUGUCAUAUCAAAAAGAACUGAACCAUAAGGGGAUUCCCUUUUCUAUACAACUUUUAUAUAAUAGUGAAAAGUAAUACUUUUUGAAACAAUUAAUAUUGAUCUUAAAUGCAAAAAUUUCAAAAAUAGGGCCGCUAAAAUUAUUUGCAUACCAAUUUAGAAGUAAUAGAUAUAAAUGACAUUUUAUAUAUUAGAAAUGACUUAUACCUUUUUUUGAACUUGGCAAUACCGCUAAUAUAUCUACAAAAACAACAAUAACAAACAAAACAAAACCAUUUCACCAUUCUAAAUAAAAGUUUUGUGUUGUGUAGUUGUGUUGUGAAGUUUGCCUUGCUAAUAAAAGUAAAGUAGCACUUUAACUUGGUAAAACUGCGUAGUAAAUUUAUUUAAUACAAAUAUGAGCAAAAAAAUUGAUCACCCAGAGCUGCGUGCACAGUUAGAAACUCUGAACAACAAAGAAUUGCAUUACAAAUGCGUUGAAUAUGGCAUGAAUGUACCAGUUGCAGACUCAACACGCGAUGUCAUCAUACGCAAAUUAAUAAAAUCGAUCACCGGUGAUACAAACUUAGCAUCGCCCAAGGCCACUAAAAAGCAAGUUGCUUCGCCAAGUGAGCGUCGGAAGACCGUAAAUGUGACUGUGCACGUAUCCAGCGAUGAGGAAGAAGCGGGAAGACAAAAGCAGCGAUCAGCAAUUAAAAAUAAAACACGCACCCAGUCUCCAAAAGGCCAUAACGUAACAUUUGAUACAGCGCUGAAUAAUAAUCGUGAUAAAACUGAGGCAACAGCAAGAACGGUACAACAAAAGGCCAAAAGUGCUGAUACAAAUGCCAAUAUUGGAAUUGGAUUUGGCAACAGGGCAAGAAUUGUGCCUCUUGAAGUGCAUUCUCCAAAUAAUAUUAAUCACGAUUUUGAUGAAAUAGAAAUUGUCCCCAGUGAUCUCGAUGAUGGAUAUAAAUCUACUUCAACAAAUUUGAAUUUUAGUCAAACACGUACUUAUGGGCAAGAUCGAAGAGAGAUCCCUAUCAGUAGCUACAAAUCAUCAUUACCAAAUUUGGGAUUUAGCCAAACACGCACUCUGAAUACUUCUCAUCAACAAAAUGACGCCGAAAUACCAAAACAAGGAUUCUUUUCAACUCCGGAGCAUAUCACUAAUAGACCAGUUGGUUUUUACAGUUCAGGAUCUCCAACUAAUUCUUUCAAUAUUGAAAAUAUGGCCAGUCAUUCAUCGACACUUGGUAGUAGUUUGGGAGGUUCAUCAUCAUACUCAAAGGAUUUAGUAUUCAAACGUCCAACAGCACUUUCUAAGUCUAAUGUAACUAAUACCACUUACAAUCAGGCGGAUGCACAACGUUUAUAUCCACGGUUACCAACUGAUUUGCCCACGCCCUCAUUGUACACAGCUUCUCCGCCGCCUACACCGGAUUCUCAUAUGUCUACUAAUUUUGGUCGAGCGCCCUCUCUGACAAAGUCAGGGGUGAUGACGACUUCAUAUUACCAGGAAAUUACACCUGUUAAAGAAGUAAAACAUUUUGAAGUAGAAAGUGAUGAAGAGCCCUCGAUAGAUGGUGCUGGUGAUCGUAACCGUAAAACCAUGCCUGCCACUACCAAUUACGAUCGAACUAGCUACGUUGCGGGCAUUCAACGUGGCUCGGAAGCGCAUUUGCCCUUUGAACCUCAUUUAAAUAUAUCCUCGCGCUAUGCGAGCGCUCCUUUGAACAAAGAAUCAUAUAUUCCAAGUAAUACAUCACCCAAAGCACAGUCGUCACCAAAUGUGAAACGCUACUCUACAACAGCACGAGCAAAUACUAGUUACACACGCAGCGUUGAUGAACCUGACAGCUGUUCGGAGGGUGAACAAUUGUCCGGCGAUGAGAUAUAUGUACAGGACAGCGAUGAGGAAGAAUACUUGUCUGACGGUAGGAAAAUAUACAGCAGCUAUGGCAGCAAUAAAAUACAAGAGCGCGUACCAUAUCGACGCAGCAACUCAGGAAGGCUAAGCGCAUCACCGCCCAGUCCACGUUACAGUUCAGCUGCAAUGGGACGACACUCACUAAAUGCCGACGACGAUGACGAUGAUGUUAAUGCUUCGUUAAGAUACUUUCUAACGACGUUGGAUCGCAAAUAUCAUAUUAAACAAAUGUUGUAUAUGUUUGCCGUAUUCGCAAGUGCCGUGUUUAUAUAUGUAGUUUUCUUUGAGAAGACUGCAGUUGGUGAAGACAGCUCUUGAUGUGUAGGAAAUGUUAGAAGAAUGAAACUACAAACCGGUCGUUAUAAAUUGCUAAGCUAAAUUGACUAGUUCGAAAAGUAAAAAAAAAUAUUAAGUUAAAACUAAAUAUUCACGUACAUAUAAACUUAGACCAUCAAAAUUGCUUAUAUUCAAAAUUAGUUGUGUAAUAUGUUAUGUGUAAUGACAAUUUAGCUUUUUCGUAUAAAUAAAUCUAAUUUUUGUAUAUAUGAUUAAAAAGUAAAGAUAUAAACUUUUUUCGUUAGCCAAAUAAACAUAAUCGUAAAUAAAUAACUCUAUCUACAUAAAUAUUAAAAAUAAUACUCAAAUCCAAAAAAAAUAUAAAUUAAGGUGAAUAAUUCAAGGAGAAAAUUACAAAUUUUGUUUCAUUAUGUUCUUAUUUGCUGUUAAUUCUUUUAAAUACAUUUAUAUAUUCGUAUUUUUAUCUGUUUGUAUGUAAUGCACAAUAUUUCGUUUUUGUUCAAAGUAAUAAAGCGCUAAUACGCACGCAGAAAGCAAA